AUGGGUAUUUCUCGGGAUUCUCGCCACAAGCGCAGCGCCACCGGUGCCAAGCGCUCUCACUACCGCAAGAAGAGAGCGUUCGAGAAGGGUCGCCAGCCCGCCAACACCCGUAUUGGCUCCAAGCGCAUCCACCUUGUCCGCACCCGUGGUGGUAACCAGAAGUUCCGUGGUCUCCGUCUCGACUCCGGUAACUUCUCGUGGGGCUCCGAGGGUAUCUCCCGCAAGACCCGUGUCAUUGGAGUGUCCUUCCACCCCUCCAACAACGAGCUGGUCCGCACAAACACCCUGACCAAGUCCGCCGUUGUCCAGAUCGACGCUGCUCCCUUCCGUCAGUGGUACGAGGCCCACUACGGCCAGCCCCUCGGCCGUAGACGCCAGCAGAAGACUGAGGCUACUGAGGAGAAGAAGUCCGCCUCCGUCGCCAAGAAGCAGGCUGCCCGCUUCGCUGAGUCCGGCAAGACUGAGUCCGCUAUCGAGCGCCAGUUCGAGUCCGGUCGUCUGUUCGCCGUUGUCGCCUCCCGCCCCGGCCAGUCCGGCCGCUGUGACGGUUACAUUCUGGAGGGUGAGGAGCUUGCUUUCUACCAGAAGGCUAUCCGCAAGUAA
Messenger RNA from Penicillium mononematosum, 603 nucleotides. Its product is annotated as 40S ribosomal protein eS8. NCBI's taxonomy places the organism in Eukaryota, Fungi, Ascomycota, Eurotiomycetes, Eurotiales, Aspergillaceae. The transcript is spliced from 2 exons. The record is from RefSeq and is a predicted model, not a curated record. The coding region runs from base 1 to 603 and encodes 200 amino acids. Gene Ontology annotation, biological process: translation; maturation of SSU-rRNA from tricistronic rRNA transcript (SSU-rRNA, 5.8S rRNA, LSU-rRNA). Gene Ontology annotation, cellular component: ribosome; cytosolic small ribosomal subunit. Gene Ontology annotation, molecular function: structural constituent of ribosome.